Molecule: messenger RNA, 561 nt
Organism: Aphis gossypii (cotton aphid)
Lineage: Eukaryota; Metazoa; Arthropoda; Insecta; Hemiptera; Aphididae
Exons: 3
Coding region: 127-486 (119 amino acids)
Biological process (GO): regulation of DNA-templated transcription
Cellular component (GO): nucleus
Molecular function (GO): transcription coactivator activity
Source: RefSeq, a predicted model, not a curated record
UUAUUUACAUACCUACCUGAUAAAUAUUCAGAUAUUUCAUCAGAUUUGUAUUGUGUUUAUUUUUUAUGAUACUUGUAACUUAUAAUUUUAAUAGACUCUUGCAGUGUACAGUAUUUUUGUAAAAUUAUGAGUUUAUUCUUGGUUAACGAACAAGAUAAGGAAGAAUUCCUCACUUAUUUGGACGAAAAUGGUAUCUUGGAUAAACUAACCGAUGUACUAAUCAUGUUGCACAGUGAACAAGAAACACCUUCAGAUCCCAUCGAAUAUGUGAGGAAGAACAUAUGUGUGGACAACCCGGACGUUGUAGAAAUCAAUGAAUUGAAGACCCAGAUCCAGAAAGCCAAUGUUGAACUAGCUAAGCUUCAGAAGAUCAGGGAUGAACUCAAAGUUCGUCUGGAACAAUUUCAAACUGAAUUACAACUGGAGGUUGAGGACUAUGAGGAUGAAGCGGUCAAAGUAGCAGACAACGAUGAAUAUGUCGAUUAAAAAUUCGGAAAUCAAGUCUCCAGUUUCCCGCUGUACUUUAUUUAAUUAAUAAUAAUUUUAUUUCAACUGUGAAAA